AUGCCCUCAUCAUCAGCACGACAGCGCAACAAACGCGCGUUGGAAUCCACCGGAGGUGUCUCGCGUCCUCCAUCCAGCAAAAAGGGCAAGCCACGCGCAGCCGGUGGAGGGGACUCGUCCAAGCUUCAAUCGCUUCUGUUCGUCCUUCUAGCAACGACGGUGCUGCUCGUAGGCUACCAAGUCGCACGCUUCUACUACCGUGGACAGGCGACUCUCUCCCCGCUCUCAACAUGGACAAAGGCUAAAUACGGGGCCCACGACCGAUCCAGCAACGCAGUAGGCGCACCCGUGGCAGGAGAUGCACGGACAAAGUUCAACAAGCUUGCUCCGGAGGGCGCCGUACCCGGAGCACCCGCUCUUGUACCGGGACAAGAAUCCACCGAUUCGCUCGAAGAGCUCCGCAAGAAGCUCGGAACCGAGGGAGAACUCGACGCGCAGUUCGACGACGACGGCAACCUAGACCUCGCCACGAUCCAGCGCAUGCUCGACAUCCUGUACAAGCCUGCUAGAGAGGGUGCCAAGGGCGCAGCCCAUGCUGCAGGACGCGUGCUCGAAGCUGUGUUGGAGGACGACGUCGCUGUAGACGCUGCGGAUGCGGCCGAGGUGGCCGACGAAGCUACGCCCUGA
Molecule: messenger RNA, 627 nt
Organism: Sporisorium graminicola
Lineage: Eukaryota; Fungi; Basidiomycota; Ustilaginomycetes; Ustilaginales; Ustilaginaceae
Exons: 1
Coding region: 1-627 (208 amino acids)
Source: RefSeq, a predicted model, not a curated record